Messenger RNA from Entelurus aequoreus (snake pipefish), 862 nucleotides. Its product is annotated as pre-miRNA 5'-monophosphate methyltransferase. NCBI's taxonomy places the organism in Eukaryota, Metazoa, Chordata, Actinopteri, Syngnathiformes, Syngnathidae. Gene Ontology annotation, cellular component: cytoplasm. Bases 22 to 774 code for a protein of 250 amino acids. The record is from RefSeq and is a predicted model, not a curated record. Gene Ontology annotation, molecular function: O-methyltransferase activity; RNA methyltransferase activity. Gene Ontology annotation, biological process: miRNA metabolic process; negative regulation of pre-miRNA processing. The transcript has 2 exons.
AACAAAGCAACACCACUAAAAAUGGCGACGUGUGAGAGUGGCAGAGACGCUCGUAACGACUUAGACCGCCAUAAUGACUUAGACGAGCCCGGCGCGGCUCUUUACGGCAACUUUAUUCAUUAUUACACUUUUAACCCGCCGGAGAACAGACUGAGUCUGAUCCCCGCCACGCUCCUCGCAGAUUUAGGCUUCAUGGACGGCCGCCACUCGACCUUGCUGCUGGACGUGGGCUGCAACACCGGGGAGUUAAGUGUAGCACUGUACAAGCACCUGGUGCAAACCCCGCAAUCAAACGUCCACCUCCUGGGCGUCGACCUGGACGACGCCCUCAUCCAGCGGGCCACACGCAGCAACCCUCUCCCCGACAGCGUCACCUUCACCCCGCUGGACAUCACCGGGGACUGCGCGCCGCUGCGGGAGCACCUGCGCCUGCGCGGGUGCGCGCACUUCCACUUGACGCUGUGCCUGGCGGUCACCAUGUGGGUGCACCUCAACCACGGCGACGCCGGCCUGCUGCGGCUGCUCUCCCGCCUGGCCGAGCUCAGCCAGCUUGUGCUGCUGGAGGCGCAGCCCUGGAAGUGUUACCGCUCAGCGGCCAGGAGGCUCCGGAAGCUCGGCCGUUCGGACUUUGAGCACUUCAAGGAGCUGAAGAUGCGGGGGGACAUGAGCGAACACGCCAGGCGACACCUGGUGGGAACCUGCGACAUGGAGCUGGUGCGGAGCUUCGGGAGAACCGCGUGGGACCGGAAGUUGUUAUUGUUUAAACGGAAGUGACGUCGGGGUAGUUUUUUUUGUUACACCGGAAGUCAAACGGUAAAAAUAAAUAGUUUUGUACCUUUGACAAUAAAAUAACAUAAAUGUA